Porites evermanni is the source of this 318-nucleotide messenger RNA. NCBI's taxonomy places the organism in Eukaryota, Metazoa, Cnidaria, Anthozoa, Scleractinia, Poritidae. The record is from the annotation of a GenBank genome assembly.
AUGACAAGCUUGGAAAAUGUGAAACCGCGUGACCUGUUUGGAGCAGUUGACUUGGAUGGGAGCGGGUAUAUAGACAGAGACGAAUUAGCCGCAGUUUGCGACUUAGACGCUCAGGAUUUGGCGGAAGUCUUUGAUAGGCUUGAUGCGGACAAAGAUGGACGAAUCAGCAUCGAAGAAUUUUCGGAAAAUUUUAAAAAGUUCAAGUCUGUAGUGAGCGGAGUGAAGAGGAAAAAAUCUGAGCUGUCUUCGUGUUCCGAUGGGGAAUUUGAAGACCUUAAAGACAGGCUAGGACAACAGUUUAAUCUACUUACUGGGUAA